Messenger RNA from Schistosoma spindalis, 1772 nucleotides. The record is from the annotation of a GenBank genome assembly. NCBI's taxonomy places the organism in Eukaryota, Metazoa, Platyhelminthes, Trematoda, Strigeidida, Schistosomatidae.
AAUUCCGGCGGCAAUUCGUAGGAAGUUUCUUAGCGCGUUCUUGUCUGUAUCCAUAGCGUGUUCUAGGUGUCUCAAGAUGUCAUUGAAUGACUUUUUUGCCAAACAAAAUAAGAAAAAGUCUAAGAAAAAACAAAAUCCCACUGAAUUAAUGGAUUUGCUGACAAAAGGAGGUGAAGUACUCAAAUCUUACCCAGAAUCUAAUGCUCCACAAGAAAACAAGCCUAUUACUUCUGAGAAAGAUGACGAGUGGGAAAUUAUAGAUGACGAAAAAGAAAUAGAUCUUCAGAACAUUCGGGUCUACAAUCUGUCCUCUGCCAUAACUGACGAUUCUGCUAAAAAUUUGUCGAAAAACAAAGAUUCUCGUGAAGGUGAUGGUGAAUCUGUGGUGGAGAAGAAGGUUUGGGGUGCAAAGCCUGUUGAAACUCCCGAAGAACCCGUAGAAGCAGUUGUACAACCACCACCUAAACCUAGCGUCUACAUUCCUGCUCCGUUGAGACUGGGAGGCAGUGGUUUAGGUCCUGUAGCUCCAAAGCCAAAUGUAGCCAGUUCAAUGGAUUUUCCUACCCUAGAUGCAUCUGUGAAUGAACCUCAGAAAAAGGAAAUUCAACCAAAUAAUGAUAAUGAUGACAAAAACUCACCUUGGCAACAGGCAGGUGUGCGUCGUGCUAACCCAAUAUCUAGUACAUUACAAAUAGCCGUCAACACCACAACAUCCGCAUAUGUUCCACCAAGCUUGCGACAGGCAGGGGCUGCAGGAUUCAAAAGUGUGGGUCCAGGUUAUACAGGAGAUGGCUUCCGGCCUCAUAAUGUUCCACCUUUUCGUUCAGAUAUAGAUCCAGGAUUUAGAAGAUUUACCGAAAAUCCAGGACUUCGCGAAGCCGCUUCAGGUGGUGGUUGGGCUAGAGGAAAUAUUAUCAGUGUGAAUCCCAUUAACAAUCCUGCCGAACAGCUUCCGCCGAAUCCCUCAGAUACAAGUUUCCACACAGCUUCAGAAAACACAAAUGGAUGGUCUAGAAAUGUAAAUGUGAAAACUUACAAAGAUGUACGUGAGACGCCUGGGCUAGAAAUCGACUUAAAAAACCGAUUCACAGCAUUUAAUGAGACCUGAGACUAACCGUCAAAUGGGUUUUCAUCAGUUUAUCUAUUAAUUUCCAUCUUACGAAAGUAAUGAUUAAUGCUUUAGUAUCUCUGGAACGUGAUAUUUUGAACAAUUUCAAAGAAGCAAUGGGAGACUAGCGGUUGACUGUACAUUAAUUUUUGAUAAGUUUCUAUUUCUAAUGGAAAGUACCACGUGCUUAUUUUCCUCCUAUUAUAACAGGUAGCCUUAAUGAAUUAUCUUUGAUAGGUGUGGUUGACUUUCACUCAACAACACAUUUCUAAUACAGAACUUAUUUUCAAUGUGUGGUAGAAAUCUUUUGAUUAUCACAAUGUUGUGAAAUCAACAUCUUUUGAUUCUAUCGUUUUAAUGCUCUGAGAUGUGGGACCAGUUAUUUUUUCGAUGAGGUGUUCGUUUAACUUUACUAUUUUUCUUAUAAAAUUCACGAGAUUAGUGCAUGUUAUUCUAAAAGUACUACUUUUUGUCCUCAUAUGUGCUGAAUUUUUGUAAAACAUCCUUUUCCUUGUUUUAGAUCCUGGUCGUUUGGUUGAGAGUCUUCGGUAUUUAGUUCUGUUUUAUAUUACGGUUAAUCCAUGACAGUCGGGUGCAGUAUACUCACUCAUUAAGUAGUUACUCAGAAAUGUCAUACCAGUGCACAAGUGUACUGCCUAAUUAC